CCCGGAUGGUAUGAACUUGGUCACCGAAGCUAAGAAUUUUAUUGCUCAUCUGCGCGCAGAUCCUUCUCAGUCCAACCAGCUCAUCCACACCAUGCACAAGUUGAGAUGGUGUUGUGUUCUACUGAGCUUGUUCUCCAGCUACCCUGAUCUAGGGGAGGGGAGAGAGGAUGGUUCUAGGUGGAGAAGGGAGCUGAGAGAGGACAGAUCCUUGGUUAAUUCAUUCCCUUUCAACCUUGCUGAGGGAAUACGAGAUAAUCUGAUCUCCAGGCAGACAGAAGACGAGGUUUCGGUCAACUUCAAUAAAGUUGCUCAGGCUGGUCAGCGAUGCAUUGACAAGAUUGUGAUGGAAGAGGAGACUGAAUACGACGAAGUACUUGAAUGUGACCACUCCUACGACAGGAGGUGUCACAUAUCCUACUCCACCAGCUACACUGCCCAACAGGAGGAGGAGUGCGAGGAUAAUUACAAGAAGAAUUGUUUUAUUAAAUAUUCUCCAACAGCAUUCAAUGCUACAGUGGAAAUAUGCAGAGAAAGUUUGGUUAAAGACUGCAGUGUACCCGGUCCAGUUGUUUGCAGUACAGAGUACACUAGUGAGUGUCAGACAGUACAGCAUGAACACCAGGUAGAAGAUGAUGUUGCAGAAUGUAGAAGUGAUGUUGAAACAAAAUGUAAUGAUGUUACUAGUGGAUAUACUACAUCUCAGGAGUGUUCUAAUUGGCCAAUUCAACGAUGUGACGUAAACAAGAAGUCUGUAACUAAAUAUAGUCCUCAGACCUCCUGCCAGAAGGUCCCUGUAGAACUGUGUGGUCCCAGCUCCUGUCCCACGGUCCCAGGUCCCCAGGAAUGUUUUGAAACCACUAAGACUAUAAUCUCGGAGAAACCUGAGGAGGAAUGUUCCCUUGAGCCCAGGCAGUCCUGUAAACACGUGACUAAACUAGUUCCUCAGCUUAAACCAGCAGAGUCCUGUGUAGAUGUACCUAAGGAGAUCUGCUCCAGGUCCCUCAAAAACCCCAGGAAAGUUUCAAAACCCGUGAUAAAGAAAUGGUGUUACGUCCCGUCUGAUGAGUCCGGUCUCAACCCAUUCUCAGAUUCUGAUCGUAAACCUGACAACCAGGGGAAGGAAGAAGGUUCUCCUCCGUCUCAGGAUACCUCCUGCCCUAGAUCCUGUCUAGAUGCUAAAACCAGGGGAGUUUGUGAUCCACGGUGUAAUCAAUAUGCUGAGGAAUGUGGAGUACCGGUGUGCCAACCACCACCAACAACAACAGCACCACCAACAACAACAACAACUACCACAGCUGCCCCAUCCUGUCCUAGGUCUUGUGGGUUUGGAUACCAGAGCAACAAGGUUUGUGAACCCCAGUGCAAUAUUCCUGAGUGUGGAUUUGAUCCUGAUUGUAAUGCUCCAGUUUGUCCUAGUACCUGUACUCCAGGCUUCCAGAGUAACGGUAUCUGUCAAGAGGAAUGUGAUAUUCCAGAAUGUAACUUUGAUCCGGAUUGUGAACCUCCUCCAUAUGAUCCUCCACAGCCGCUAACAACACCAGCACCCCAAACAACUACAAGAGCUACAACAACAACAACUACAGCGCCAACAACAACCGCUGCUCCUGCAUGUCCAUCAAGCUGUAGACCAGGGUUCCAGAGUAAUGGUAACUGUGAACUCCAAUGCCAUACUCCUGGUUGCGGAUUUGACCCAGACUGUAACAAACCUCCUCCUCAACCUGAAGUCCUCUACCUGCCUCCGAAGUCGGAUAGUUGUCCUCCUAACAGCAGAGGCUGCGGUUCAAACUCCCAGGUUCAAGGAUUAUCCGUCCCAGGACGACGAACAGGAAGAAAAACUCCUCUAACUUCUGGUUCAUCAGGACUGAGAUCUAGCUCCAGGUUUAACAGGAGAACCAGCACCGGGUUCAACAAUUGGAACUUGUUUUUCCAGAACGGUUUGAUCCAACGGCAAGGUUGAUUACUGAGCAACGCUGCAGCAGAAGAAUAAACUAGUCUAGAACCUUCUUGUCUGGGCAUUAACCCUGAAACCAUUGUAAUUACUAAAAUGAAGAUAAAUACAGUAUUUUCUGUAAA
Eurytemora carolleeae is the source of this 2073-nucleotide messenger RNA. Its product is annotated as rho GTPase-activating protein gacK. The record is from RefSeq and is a predicted model, not a curated record. Lineage: Eukaryota; Metazoa; Arthropoda; Copepoda; Calanoida; Temoridae. The transcript is spliced from 7 exons. The coding region runs from base 11 to 1957 and encodes 648 amino acids.